UUAGACUCAGCGGAGAGAAACCUACUGAGCGGACGACAUGUACAAUGUCCGAGGGAUUUUUCUCACUCUGUGUUUGGCUCCAGCUGCGUUAUCAAGUCUGCAUCCUGAAUGUGAAUACAUUUUUCAGCUGGAGAAAGAAGAGCGUCACUGCCUUCAGUACAUUGCAGAACAGGAGAACAGAAGCACAGAAGGUUGUUGGCCCUUCUGGGAUGCGGUCACCUGCUGGCCUCAUGCAGUUGUUGGGGAGACUGUGCACAGAGCUUGUCCUGCAGUCUUCUCCCUCUUCAGAAAUAGCACAGGGUCAGUGAGCCGAAACUGCACAAGUGGAGGUUGGUCGAGGCUGUUCCCAACAUACCAUGUUGCCUGCAAUGUGGAUGAUGACAUUCCCGAGACGGAGGAGUCUUACUUUGCCUCAGUGAAGCUCAUAUACACCAUUGGCUACAGCAUCUCUCUAGUGGUGUUGGCUGUUGCUGUGUUGAUCCUGCUACUCUUCAGGAAACUGCGUUGUGCCAGGAACUUUAUUCACAUCCAGCUCUUUCUUACGUUCAUCCUGAAAGCUGUGGCGGUGUUUAUAAAGGAUGCUACUCUGUUCUCAAGCGACGACACCAACCACUGCACCCUUUCCACAUUUGCCUGUAAAGCCUCUGUGGUCUUCUGUCACUACUGUGUAAUGGCAAACUUUUUUUGGCUCCUGGUGGAGGCACUUUACCUCAGUUCCCUGCUGCUCUCCUCUUUCUAUCAUAGCCGCCGAUGCCUGUGGGGCUUCAGCUUGCUGGGAUGGGGUGUGCCGGUGCUCUUCAUAGUCCUGUGGAUUGGAUCCAGGGUGUAUUUUGAGGACACAGAAUGUUGGGACAUCAAUGAGGACUCACCCUAUUGGUGGAUCAUCAAGGGCCCGAUUGUUGUCUCUAUAGCGGUCAAUUUUAUGCUCUUCAUGAAUAUCAUCAGAAUUCUAAUACAAAAGCUCAAUCCACGUCUGAUCCAGUUCAAUAACUCCUCUCAGUACAGGCGCCUGACUAAAUCCACCCUCCUCCUCAUCCCUUUGUUUGGAACUCACUACAUGUUCUUCAAUUUUCUGCCCGACUACUUCAAUGUUAACCUGCGCCUUUGUAUCGAGCUCUGUAUGGGGUCCUUCCAGGGGCUUCUUGUGGCCAUUCUGUAUUGCUUUCUAAAUCAAGAGGUCCAGAAAGAGGUCCACAUGCAGUGGUUGAGGUGGCAGGAAAGGAGUUACGGGGUAGUGUCUCCCGCUCCGAAAGGCAGUCAGAUGGACACGCCUUUCUAGAAGCCCGAGAUGCUUUUUGCUUCUUCCUGCAGAACCUUUGCUGAGUAUUUGCAGAGAAUUGCUUCUGUGCACGUCAUAAUUUCUAACGAGCUGUACGUAGCACACACAAUAACAGAGGUUGUCGAACAUGCAUCAGUGAAGCCGGGGCCUGGAAGUCAUUUCAAACUGAUUCACUGACUGUUCUCCUUCAGUCAGAUUGAAUGAACUGGGGUGAACUAUCAAAAGGAGAAUAAUUCUGAAAUCCCUUGACAUUUCACACAUCCUACAAGCGAGCCUCUGUCAGUUUCCAUCUGCAUUUCCCAAAGGGCACUGUGACAACUGAAUUAGAAUUUGAAACAUCCCUGGAGGCAUCAAAGGUCAAAUUAAAGAAUAAUAAUUUUGCAUAGCCCAUCAGUUAGCAAGUCAUUAGGUGUUGUUGUUGUUUUUAUUAACUAGGAAACUACAUAUUAUGAUUAGCAUUUGCAUUUUAGAUGCUUAAAUAAGAGCAAGUACAUUGAAAUCUGGUAGCCUGCAGGACACUACAUAUGAAGCUGUAGCCUACUGCCAGCUGACGCACACAUGACUCACCUCUGUAAUCACUCAAUUCUUAAUGGCUUUCUUAUUGUUCAUUGGUAUUUAAAUAUUAUUCGGCACAUGGGGGAGAGGUAUUGUACAAAUUUUGAUUAUUUCUUUGCUUUUUUGCCUCUUGUAUGUAUUCACUCGGCCUGUUUUUAUUUAAGAAUGAAAACCUGCACACUCAACCUUAAAUGGCACAUCGUUGAAAUGCACUACUCUGCAGACUUUGAAGGUUAAAGUUAAUGCAGCAUGUUGUGUUCUGCCGAGAUGUUUAGUCAGCCAAAGUGAACAAAUGAUCUGCAUCUCCACUGCCAUCUGCUAUCAGCACACAAAUGUGAAAAAAGCCUUUUUUUUAAUAUGAUAUUUAACUUUACAUGCUAAUGUAUUGUCGAGUGCUUUCACCUACAUGGUAAAAGAAUAAUAUUAAUACUGCACAAAUAAAUAUGCUUUUUGCAUCUUGUUUAGUGGAAAAAAAUCUCAAAUGUAAGAUAAAAACAUAACAAUUACCGCUACUUUUCAUGCCUGCAAUGUGUACAUUUUAUUUUAUGUAAAUUAGCUCUUAUCCUUGAAGUGAAUGUAUAAACUGUGAGACUGCUCCUUCAUCACCACCUCUUACGCUUCUCUUACUUACUGUUUCAACUGAGCCUCUUUCUGUGAUCUUUUAAAACCUUGUACCAUGUCUGACUUCUGUAGGUUA
This is a messenger RNA of Neolamprologus brichardi, 2531 nucleotides long. RefSeq names its product growth hormone releasing hormone receptor, like (gene ghrhrl). Gene Ontology annotation, biological process: cell surface receptor signaling pathway; positive regulation of cell population proliferation; adenylate cyclase-activating G protein-coupled receptor signaling pathway. Gene Ontology annotation, molecular function: vasoactive intestinal polypeptide receptor activity; growth hormone-releasing hormone receptor activity; peptide hormone binding. NCBI's taxonomy places the organism in Eukaryota, Metazoa, Chordata, Actinopteri, Cichliformes, Cichlidae. The record is from RefSeq and is a predicted model, not a curated record. Gene Ontology annotation, cellular component: plasma membrane.